UGCGAUCGGCGCGCCUAAGUUCAGUUGAUUUUAGCUUUUCGUUGUGUUCGCAAGUGUUUUCGGUGCACGUCGCGUUUCCAACGACACCGUGAGUUUGCGUGCGCGUCACAAACAUUUUUACAUACAUAUGUAUAAACAAAAUAAUUUUAAUUAAUUGAUUUUUUAUUGUUGCUGUGUGUUCUUUUCUUUCAAUCUUAACGCUUUUUAACAUUUUCGAAGUUUUAUGCGUACGUGUGAUUAGCGCUCGAGACGCGAUUGCCACGAAUCAGAACGUGAGAGCGUUGCGUUGGCUGAUUAGCAUAUUGCGGAGACAAUCGACCAGCGAUUGUUAACACACACACACACACCAAUACAAACACAUACAGCUGUAGGGAAAAACAUAUGUACGGACAAAUGCUUUGGGCUUCAUAGCUCAGUGCGCGGUAAUGAGCUGAGUUAAUUAGUAGCUGACAUAUAAAAUUCAUACCUGAACACACACAGCCAUACACACAUGAAUUAACAGCUGAGAGAAGCAGAAGAAGCGACUAAUAUACGGAGUUUAAUGAGAACCUGACAAAACGGGCCGAUACGAGUCGAUACAGUCGCGACAUUAUGGAAGUCUAUGACGACAGGCCAGUGAGUGUCUACGACAAUUUGAAAGCGACGCCGAACAACGUACACACAAGCACGCCGAAAGCCGUGAAGAGAGGCAACGACACAGUGCCGUCACCAGCCGCAUCGCCAUUGCCCACACGCAGAGCAACAGCAACAGCAGCAGCAGCAGCAGCAGCAACAACAACAACGGGCGGAACCACCGCAGCGAAUAGAGCAACUAGCUCGCCCAUUUACGCCGAUAUUGCAUUCAAGUUUAAUGACAACAACCAACAACUAAGAAAUCUGCAGUCACAACAACAACAACACCUACAGCAACACAACCAACAACAGCAGCAGCAACAACAACAAACGCUUCCGCGCUUGACUCAGCAAUACGUGCUGCAGUCGGCCGCGCAACCGGUGGCGUCAAACUUCACUGACCAAGCACCAACAACAACAGCCACAACACAACAUUUUGCAACGAACACAACGCUGCCAACACAGAAUAACAAUAACAGCACUAACAACUACACUAACAGCAGUAAUCAGCGUUUAAUACAAGCGAACGCGUCGAUUACAUUGCCAGCCCAGGCCCCGGCUCCGGCUACGGCGCCCGCUUCCGCACUAACUGCCGCUCCAGCGCCAAUCAAAGCUAUAGCCACAGCAGCCAUGUCAACAACGACAGCGGCGGCGUCUACGGUGGCAGCGCCUAGGAAUGCAAGUCCGGCACAGCGGCCGCUUAGUCAACACUCGCAAUCGGAACUAUACGAAGCCAGUCAGAGUAUAGCUGCGGUGAAAGCCGCAUUAAAUGAUGCUAAAUCGAAAUUUUUCGGCUUAAACGGUUACGCUCAAGAUCAUCCACACAACAACACGUACACGGCUAAUGAAUCUCGACCGCUGCAGCAAAGAAUCGCCGCCGCGCCACGCCCACUCAUCGACAAUCAAUAUCCAAAAGUACAAAUCGUGACUACAGCCCCAACACCGCCGCCAAAGAGUCAACCCAAGUAUCAGAAUAUACCGGAGAAUAGCGCCAUAUUCCGCAAUAACGUCGAGACGCCACCCGAAUUGCCGCCAAAGCCAUCAGUGGACGCUGCUGUGGUGCCGUCGAGAAUGGUGGCCACAACUCCGCCCCCACAAACUGAUGGCGCCGUGUCUACAACACCCAACUCAGCUGCGUUCUCAACUAGCUCAAGGCAAUCGAACACGCCGUCACCAUCACCAUCAGCACCAUCGGAUGCAGCCAAGGUAUCGUUGUCAUCGUCACAUGCAGCCUACAAGCAAAUACCGCUAAAUGAUAUCGACACUACGCAGCCAUCACAAGCCGUCUACAUGUCCACCACUGUACCGCAGAAUAUAAAAGCCACUCAGUAUCCGAAUCCAAUGAGUUUUAAAUAUCCGAAUCUUGCCCGCUGGUUGCUCAUACUGGAGAUAAUAGUUGGUCUACUAAUAUCAUUCCUAGCAAUUUGGAUAUUCUGUUUGGCACCCAAUACGGCCAUACAAUAUAAUCCCUAUUGGAGCGGUUUAGUGCUCCUGCUCGCUGGCAUUCUUGGACUUGUGCUUGUACGCUAUCAGCGUAUUAAACGUCACAAAGUACGCGAGAAUUGUUUCAAAUUUUUACGCGCCGACUCAUACUUGCUGGCACUCCUCGCCGUCCUGCUGUGCUCUGUGGCGAUCUUCUGUGCCGCCCUACACUAUGCGCGCCUCUGCGCCGACGACACACACUGUGCGCCGACGAAUAUUUUGCUCGAGCAUGGUUCCUGCACGUGCAUCUUCAACGCGAACGAAGACGAGCUGACGGCGCCGACGAACAGCAGUGCGGCACAAGUGGCGAACGGUUUGUUGGACGAAGAAGUAGUGCCGGAGCAUUUCAAUGAUCAAAGCUACAAAGUGGAGUAUCGAGACUUGAGCUGCAAAGAGCUGCGCGGCGAGUGGAUAACCAUACUGAUUCUAUCGAUGGCGCUCAACACUAUCGGCUUUCUGCUCGCCUUUGCCUACACAGUGUUGUUGUUUUGCUGUCGUCACAGCGCCAAGCGUCCGUUCUACACCUCCGUCCAUACGAGUACCUUUUAGACAAGGAUUUGCUGUAGGCUACAAAAUGCACUCACACUCACACGCACACCAACACACACACAUACACAAAUAUACCUGUAGUAUUUUUAAAUGUAGCACUACAUACAUAUUUAUUAAUAUGUAAUUUUAUUAUAAAAUUUUAAAAAAUUUACUUUUACUGCUGAGCUCAUUCUAUACAAGCACACACCCGUGCAUAAGUCGUUGGCGCUUUGUACUUAAUUCGCUUUUAAAACUAAGUUUUAACACUUUAACUUUCAAUUUUGUAAAAUUUUAAUAAGAAAACACGAUUUGCAUAAUUUAUAAAAAAAUACUUAUUUAUUUAAAUACGAUAUAUGYAUAUUUAUUAUUACUGCAUUAAUGCACUC
Bactrocera latifrons is the source of this 3008-nucleotide messenger RNA. RefSeq names its product ataxin-2 homolog. The coding region runs from base 592 to 2643 and encodes 683 amino acids. The record is from RefSeq and is a predicted model, not a curated record. The transcript has 7 exons. Gene Ontology annotation, cellular component: dystrophin-associated glycoprotein complex; sarcolemma. Lineage: Eukaryota; Metazoa; Arthropoda; Insecta; Diptera; Tephritidae.